AUGGCUCCAUUGCCGUUAUCAAUGACUCCCUGCCAGCAUCGUUUCGCCUCGCAUCGCCUCACCUCGAAUAUCGGCCACUGCUACGUUACAGAAUCCAAACCAGCUAAAAUCGCCCUCGCAGGCAGCGCACACGCAAUGCAUGGAUGUUUUUCGCCCCUCUCUACAGCGGAUAGAGCCCGCUACGAGUCACCGUGCCGCCAUCCAUGGGCUCCGCCCCAGGGCCCGAAAAGGGUCCUCUCAACAACAGCCCUUGCGCAACGUGCCCGGCCCAGCAUCAGAGAUUUUUGAUCGCGGCUGAUGCCCAGCUCCGUCGUCUCAAUCCCAAUCCAGGCUAGAAUGCGCGUCUUCCCUUGUCCAGGGAGCUGGAGCCCAUAUAAAUGGCAAGGCUACGGUAUCGCUCGGUGGGUAACCCGUUUGAUAUGCCGCAGCCUAGUGCUGCAUAGUGCGGCAAGGCGAUUCAGCGCACGAUAAGAUGCGGUAGCUUGAUGCACUUUGCAUGGAUUCUAGAGC
Trichoderma asperellum CBS 433.97 is the source of this 510-nucleotide messenger RNA. The record is from RefSeq and is a predicted model, not a curated record. Lineage: Eukaryota; Fungi; Ascomycota; Sordariomycetes; Hypocreales; Hypocreaceae.